Eufriesea mexicana is the source of this 1096-nucleotide messenger RNA. Its product is annotated as electron transfer flavoprotein beta subunit lysine methyltransferase. Lineage: Eukaryota; Metazoa; Arthropoda; Insecta; Hymenoptera; Apidae. The record is from RefSeq and is a predicted model, not a curated record. The transcript is spliced from 3 exons. Bases 258 to 1046 code for a protein of 262 amino acids. Gene Ontology annotation, cellular component: mitochondrial matrix. Gene Ontology annotation, molecular function: protein-lysine N-methyltransferase activity. Gene Ontology annotation, biological process: peptidyl-lysine trimethylation.
UAUCAAUUGGGAUUGAACAAAUUAGGUUGUUCCCUGAAAGAGUUUAGAAGUUUCUCUACUUAAACGGUUUUACGUUUUAAAACGUGGAGCAAUUAAUUUCGUAAUUGUUGCAAUCAGAAAUUCACUGGCGUCGAGUUCUUUAAUAUACAAGGAUCGAUAAGUAAUCUUAUCGUCUGUGCGGAAAAAGAAGGGAAUCAGUAUUUCUCGUUACGACUGUAAGAUCGUGACUUGCGAUAUCGUUCCGAGAAGGUUGUUGGAUGAUUAAGAAAACAAUUUCUUUUAACGACACUUUUAAAAGAAGAAUUUUCAAGAAUCUAAUGAAUAGCAAUAUCGAGGAGAGCAAAGAUAAAAUUGAUGAACAUAAAUCAGAGAUAUCUUCUGCUAUUUUGAAGUAUACUGAAGUUAUCAGAAAUCAUAUGACACCAGAAAUUCGGUUACUUCUUUUAACUUCCAAUUGUGAGUUAUAUCAUACUCCAUUUGAACAAAUUUUGAGGUUAAAAGAGGUAGAGAGGAAAGUUUUCUUGGAACCUUUUUGGUCCAUUUAUUGGCCAGGUGGACAAGCACUUACUAGAUUUGUAUUGGACGAAGGACGAGAAUUUGUUUCGUCUUCAAGGAAGGUUUUGGAUCUCGGUUGUGGAUGUGGUGCCACUGCUAUCGCCGCAAAACUUGUUGGCGCUAGAAGGGUUAUUGCCAACGAUAUCGAUAAAAUUGCCUGCACUGCCGUUUCCAUGAACUCUGCACUGAAUUACGUAAACGUUGAAGUGUCUCAUCAAAACCUACUACACGAACUACCUGAGAAGUCAAACGAUGUGAUUUUCAUUGGAGAUAUGUUGUAUGACGAAGAAAUUGCUGGCACUUUAAUCCCAUGGCUCGAAAAAGCGCGCCAAAAUGGAACAACAAUUUAUUUGGGAGAUCCGGGAAGACACGGUUUGACGAAAGAUUUGAAAAAACGUCUUAAGAUUGUAAGAGAAUAUUCGUUGCCAGAAAAUGUUCGUAAAGAAAAUUACGGUUACGACAAAUGUAACGUUUGGGAGUUUUGCGGAUAAUAUAAAUGGUUACAAUGUGCAAAGUUUUGAUGAAACGCCUUGAUUUGAUG